AUGUCUUCCCAUUCCGAAACCAGGUCCAACAGCAAUGGUGAGAGGCAGCAGCAGCAGCAAGUUUGUGUGACCGGAGCAGGAGGCUUCAUUGGUUCAUGGGUGGUGAAGGAGCUCCUCAUCCGUGGCUACCGUGUCAGGGGAACUGCCAGAGAGCCUGCUGAUCACAAGAACGCCCACUUGCUUGCUCUCGAGGGAGCCAAGGAGAGGCUAUCCCUGUGCCGCGCCGACCUCCUGGACCGCGACAACCUCAUCGCCGUGUUCAGCGGAUGCCACGGCGUCUUUCAUAUCGCCUCACCGAUCUCCAAUACGGACCCGGACCUCAUGGUGGUUGCCGUGGAGGGAACCAAGAACGUGAUCAACGCGGCGGCGGACGCGGGCGUGCAACGCGUGGUGUUCACCUCCUCCUACGGUGCGGUGCACAUGGACCCCAACCGGAGCUCCGACGCCGUGCUCCAGGAGUCAUGCUGGAGUGACUACGAGUUCUGCAAGCAAACAGGCAAUCUGUACUGCUGCUCGAAGAUGAUGGCCGAGAUCACCGCGAAGGAGGAGGCGGCCAAGAGGGGGCUGGAGCUAGUGGUGGUGGUGCCGUCGGUGACGAUCGGCCCGGCUCUGCAGCAGAAGCUCAACCUGGGCAUCACUCACAUCAUCCGCUACGUGACGGGCGCCAAGAAGACCUAUCCCAACGCCGUCGCCGCCUACGUCGACGUCCGUGAGGUCGCCCGCGCACACGUUCUCGUCUACGAGCGCCCCGACGCGCGCGGCCGCUACCUCUGCAUCGGCGCCGUCGUUCACCGCGCCGACUUGGUGAAGCUCCUCGGUGACCUCUUCCCCGAGUACCAGAUAACUGCCAAAUGUGAAGAUGACGGCAAGCCUAUGGCCAGGCCAUACAGGUUCUCCAACCAGAGGCUCAGGGACCUGGGCUUGGAGUUUACUGCCCUCAGGCAGACUUUGUAUGACACAGUGGUAUCGCUGGAGCAGCAGGGUCACCUGCUUCUGCCUGCGGUUCCGGGGCCAGAGCGUGCACGCCUCUAA
Triticum turgidum subsp. durum (durum wheat) is the source of this 1032-nucleotide messenger RNA. Lineage: Eukaryota; Viridiplantae; Streptophyta; Magnoliopsida; Poales; Poaceae. The record is from the annotation of a GenBank genome assembly.